Messenger RNA from Linum trigynum, 2751 nucleotides. NCBI's taxonomy places the organism in Eukaryota, Viridiplantae, Streptophyta, Magnoliopsida, Malpighiales, Linaceae. The record is from the annotation of a GenBank genome assembly.
AUGUCUCAAAGGCGAUCGUCGUCCGUCGAUUGUCCCUCCCAACGCACUGCCGGUGGCGGCGCCGCUGCUGCUGCAGCCGCCGCCGAUUACCGAGUCUCGGCUAAGCGCAAGUUGGACGAUUACGUGUCUUCAGUCGAAGAGGACGAUGAGGACCCGGCCGUCUGGGACCUGGUAAGCGUGAGAAUGCGGAAGGACGAUUCCCUCUCCGCCGUUAACUCCUCUUCCGACGGUCAGAACCAGGGUCGGUUUUCAUCGAGCGGCGGCGGCGGGGUUGGCGGUGAGGAUGGGCCCGUCUCUAGCUCGGGGGAUGGCGCCGGAGACGUCUCAUCUCUCCCUUCUUGUUCGCGCGCGGCUUCGCCUCCUGCCGUGGGGCUCACUACGUCGGUUACGAGGCUCCAGUUCUUCGUCCGGAUGAUCUCCAACGGGAAUCACAUCGUUAUCAAUGCCAGUUCGGAGGACACCGUGGAAAAGAUUCUGUUGAGAAUUCAGGUCAUCACUGGGAUUCCUGCUUCCGAGCAGAGGUUAAUUUACAACGGGAAGCAGCUGCAGCCGGAGCAAUCACUGGCGGAGUGUGCGAUUCAGAAGGAUGCCGCACUUCAUUUAGUUGGCCGAAUGCGGAGUACAAAGCAUCCACAGACUUGCCGGGUAGUCGAGGAAUUGGUAAUGCUUAUUUGCAAACUAUGUAAAGGCGGGAUGCAUCCUGCUUAUGCGCCUAAGCAGAUUACAGAUUUGAUGACCGAGUUCUUCAAAUUGACUGGAAACAGUGAAAUUGAGGACGCAGGCGGCCAUUUUGAGAUUUUCAUGUCAUACUCUGCUCCAGAAGCAUUGGUGAUGCUGUAUAUCUCGACCACCACAGGUAACAAAGAAUGUGCUGAUAGUUCGAUUAAGCACUUCGUUAACUCCUGUAGGGCUUUGCCAAAGUCAUUGCAUGCGAAGUGUGCACUUGUGAUCUUAGAAUUUUGCAAGUUGCUUAGGAAGGUUGCUAAUGAUGAUCUUCUGUAUGUCUGCUGUCGAAGCAUUCUUGGUUCGUUCUUGGAAAAUGAUCUGGGGUGGCGUUGGUCAUUGAAGUGUGGGGUAGGUGUGGACGAUGUAAAGGCAUCUAUUACGAUAUCAGAGAUUUUCCCUUUUGUUCAGGAGUUAGCUACUAGGUUGUGCGAUGGUCUGGAUUCGAAUCUGGAAACUCCAGGAAGUUUACGGCCAUCAGCUAGUGAUGUUCGUGACUUCUCUGGAUUCUUGUCACCAUUACGGACUGCUAUAGCAGAGCAGUUAAGAACUGGCCGACUGCUAUAUGCUGAAGAGAUUGAGCAGCUUCGUGUUAUAUUUUGGGACUUGUUAAUGAAGAUGGAUCAGUGCCUUCUUAAGUUGGACUCCUCGACUUCGAAGUCAAGUGGAGAAGGUGAGUUGAAUCUUACAUCAGGGUCUCAGUAUCUUGCCAUUUUGAAGGAACUGAAUGAAAUAAGUAAGCUUUACGAGGGUUCCGACGAAUUCUGGAAUAUGUUGAAACUUAGAAAGACUUCGAUUCGUGGUUUGAUCGUUAAAUACGCUAAGAGAACUGAUGAUCAUCAAUGGCUUCUUCUGCACAAGGAUGUAACAGAUUUUGAGUCGCGGAGGCAUUUGGCUAUGAUGAUGUUACCUGAGGUGAAAGAAGACUAUGAGGAUCUAUACGAGAUGCUUAUUGACAGGGCACAUUUGUUGGAGGAGUCAUUUGCAUAUAUAGGCCGUGCUGAACAUGAGUCAUUGCAUGGAGGUUUAUUUAUGGAAUUCAAGAAUGAGGAAGCUACUGGUCCUGGUGUACUGCGAGAGUGGUUUCCCUUGGUAGUUCAGGCUUUAUUCAACCCACAAUAUUCUCUUUUCCUGGCAUGCCCAAAUGAUCAAAGAAGGUUCCACCCUAAUCCUGCAUCUAAGGUGGAGCCGAGGCAUCUCGAGUAUUUCACCUUCUCGGGCCGAUUAAUCGCGCUAGCUUUGAUGCACAAAGUGCAAGUUGGAAUAGUUCUUGAUCGCGUCCUUUUCUCGCAAUUAGCUGGAGGACACAUAUAUUUGGAAGACAUAAGGGAUGCAGACCCAAUCUUGUACAGUAGUUGCAAGCAAAUUCUGGAUAUGGAUGCUGAGUUUAUUGACUCCGAUGCUCUAGGACUGACAUUCGUUAGAGAAUUCGAGGAGUUGGGGUCCAGGAAUUUUGUGGAACUCUGCCCCGGUGGGAAAAAUGUCAUAGUAAAUAGCAAGAACCGAGAAGAAUAUAUCAACCUCCUGAUUCACCAUCGAUUCGUCACAUCAAUCUCUGAACAAGUCUCGCAUUUUGCACAAGGCUUCUCUGAUAUUCUUUUGAAUGGAAGCCUCCCUAGGUUCUUUUUCCAAAGUUUGGAGCUUGGAGAUCUUGAUGGGAUGCUGUAUGGGAGUGAAGGUGCCAUCUGUGUUGAAGAUUGGAAGAGACAUACCAACUACAAUGGCUUUGAAGAAACAGAUCCUCAGAUAUCCUGGUUCUGGGAGAUCGUUGGGGAAAUGUCAGCUGAGCAAAGGAGAAUACUGCUCUUCUUCUGGACAUCGGUGAUGUAUCUUCCUGUAGAGGGUUUCCGAGGCUUGAGUUCUCGGCUCUACAUAUACAAGUCCAGGGAACCACAUGAUCACCUGCCUUCAUCCCACACAUGCUUCUACCGCAUCUGUUUCCCGCCUUACCCAUCCAAGGACAUCAUGCAAGAUCGCCUCCGCGUCAUAACCCAAGAGCACAUUGGUCGCAGCUUCGGCACCUGGUGA